AUGGUUGAUGAAGAUCUAGAUCAAGUCCUGGAGGCUUAUGAUCAGUCCAAGGAACCAUCUCGUGUUCUCUGGGAUGUUCUUACAUGGGGACCAGACGGAAAUAAAACCCGAUCUCAGUAUCAGAUGGAGUCAGAUGGAGUCAGAUGGGCUUGGCCCUGGAUGGAUCCCGUUACGCACGCAAUCUCGUUCCAGAGGGGCUGGACCGAAGAAGCCCUGAACGGCCCUGAAACCGUUGAUCCAUACGGUCAUUGCUCGGGACAUCUCUGUUGA
This is a messenger RNA of Penicillium psychrosexuale, 270 nucleotides long. RefSeq lists its product as uncharacterized. NCBI's taxonomy places the organism in Eukaryota, Fungi, Ascomycota, Eurotiomycetes, Eurotiales, Aspergillaceae. The record is from RefSeq and is a predicted model, not a curated record. The coding region runs from base 1 to 270 and encodes 89 amino acids. The transcript is spliced from 2 exons.